GGAAGGGCAAAGAACAAAUACGUUGUCGUCUCACCUGGUGCUCACUUAGCCGUUUUCUUGGAACUUCUUCCUUCUUCCCUGUUGUCUUACAAAAACAAGCAUGGCCCAAUAGAAUUUUGUAAUCCCAUUUUUCUGUUCUUUCAUUUGGAUCAUCAAAAUGGGAUCCUCUUCCGGCCAGAGUACCAAUUACGAUCUGUCGUUUAAGGUUUUGUUGAUCGGCGAUUCGGGUGUCGGCAAAAGUAGUCUUCUUCUCAGCUUCAUCUCUACUAAUCUUGAAAAUCUUGCCCCUACCAUCGGUGUGGAUUUUAAGAUCAAGCUGCUUAAGGUGGGUGGGAAGAGAUUGAAGCUGACAAUCUGGGACACUGCUGGACAAGAGAGAUUCAGAACAUUAAACAGCUCCUACUAUAGAGGUGCCCAAGGGAUCAUUCUUGUCUAUGAUGUCACACGGAGAGAAACGUUCGAGAACUUAUCCGACGUAUGGGCUAAAGAAGUGGAACUCUACUCGACGAAUAAGGACUGUGUCAAGAUGCUUAUUGGUAAUAAGGUUGACAGAGAAUCUGAAAGGGCUGUGAGCAGAGAGGAGGGGGCUGCUCUAGCAAAAGAGCUUGGAUCCCAUUUCCUUGAAUGCAGCGCUAAAACCAGAGAGAAUGUGGAGAAAUGCUUUGAAGAGUUGGCAUUGAAGAUCAUGGAGGCUCCUAGUCUAAUUGAACAGGGUUCCACUGUUGUAAAAAGAAACAUUCUGAAGCAGCAGGAAUUCCAGGCUGCAUCAACAACAGGUUGCUGCCUCUGAAAACUCGAGCACCAAACAUAUAGCAUGAUUCUCCUUAUCCACAGUUUCUGUACAUGUCUCCUACUGCUUCUCCUUGUCAUUGAGUUGUUUGUUUGCUUAAAUGACUGUAAUUGGGAGUUGAAAAAGAAAGCUAAAUACAUCAAACCAUCCACUUAUGUAAUUUUUCUUGUUCUUCCAGUUUCUCUUCCCAUCCUUUGGAUUGUUUGGCAUGGUAUGGUACUAACAAAUUCUGCUUGUAUCAUAUGAUCAAACACAUUAUUCACUCAAUAUAUUAUAAUUCUACAUCUUA
This is a messenger RNA of Cucurbita maxima (winter squash), 1079 nucleotides long. RefSeq names its product ras-related protein RABC2a-like. The record is from RefSeq and is a predicted model, not a curated record. Bases 158 to 790 code for a protein of 210 amino acids. Lineage: Eukaryota; Viridiplantae; Streptophyta; Magnoliopsida; Cucurbitales; Cucurbitaceae. The transcript has 6 exons. Gene Ontology annotation, molecular function: GTP binding; GTPase activity.